Molecule: messenger RNA, 3589 nt
Organism: Fusarium verticillioides 7600
Lineage: Eukaryota; Fungi; Ascomycota; Sordariomycetes; Hypocreales; Nectriaceae
Exons: 2
Coding region: 539-2104 (521 amino acids)
Cellular component (GO): nucleus
Molecular function (GO): chromatin DNA binding
Source: RefSeq, a predicted model, not a curated record
CGUGAGGGUAAAUCGACCGACCAGGAAAGCGACAGUAGCUACCAUCUUUCCUUCCUUCUUUCCAUCUCUAAAACAAACCCCCUCCUUCCUCUUGAUCCUCGUUCGCCCCUUCCACCCCCUUUUUUUUUGUUCAAGUUCUUUUGUUUUUGUGAUACUCGAUAAACUGAAACUACUUCUCGUUCGUAAUUUCCCUUGGGUGGACGUCCGCCUCCACUUGCUUGCUCUGGCAAGAGAAACAGAGCACCCCGAACCUUCGAAAAAAUGGCAGGCAGACGUUCAGGUCGCGCUGCCGCCAAGCGGGCUGCAGCUGCUCUAGGUGAGUGCGAUUGCUCGCUCUCUUGUAACAUCCAGAUUCAUACAAUCUUUCUUAACACCCACCCAAACUACAAAGACAAUCAAUUUCCUCGCCUAACUCUAUUAAUACUUUUUUGAUUUUCUUUCUUUACUUGCUGGCGUUUCUCAUGGUUUUCGUUUCUUUUUUUCCUACCACGCAAUUUCUCCUGUCGCGUUACUUGAUUGCGCAAAUCGCAGCUCAACAAUGGCGCCCCGUGGAAAGAUUCGCUUGAAGCUGACGCGAAGCGCCAAAUCAGAAAGCACGCCAAAAUCAUUCGCAGACCUCGAAGAUGAACCUAUGCCCGAUGCCGGAACCAGUCCCCUGGACUCCAAGCGACAGCAGGUGCCCGACCCGGAUGAUGAGAAGGACGAGGAUCAUCAGCCAAAGGAAGAGUCGGGGGAUGAAGAUGAUGCCGCCGACGCGGCUGAAAAGGACGACGAAUCCGUCAAGGAACCCACGCCCCCCCCUCAGCUCAUGGUCCGUCGCAAGAGGCUUGGUCGUCCUCCCAAGAACAGACCUCCAGAUUGGGACAACAUGAUUUCUGUUCCCGCCGACGAAGCCAACACCCCGCGACGCCGAGGAAGAGGUGGAUGGCGAGGCAGGGGUGGUCGUAAAGGAGGUCCUGCGGCACCCAAAGCCGAGCAAGUUAUCGACCAGGAGGGAACUGUUGCCGAAAUCGCAAACGAUGAGUGCGUCUUGCCUGAAGAUCCAGAGGGUGAGACCAAGGUGGACAAGUUGGGCAACCUCCAAGGCGGACGUGAUUAUCGAUGCCGAACUUUCACAGUUACCGGUCGUGGGGACAGGCUCUACAUGCUUUCCACGGAACCAGCUCGAUGCGUUGGCUUCAGGGACAGUUACCUUUUUUUCACAAAGCACCGCAAACUCUACAAGAUUAUUGUGGAUGACGAUGAGAAGCGAGACAUGAUUGAGCGAGAUAUUAUCCCUCACUCGUACAAGGGUCGUUCCAUAGGAAUCGUAACGGCGCGAUCGGUCUUUCGCGAGUUUGGUGCUCGUAUCAUUGUGGGCGGAAAACGCAUCAUCGACGACUACAACGUUGCCCAGGCUCGCACCGAUGGCGCCGUCGAGGGCCAGCUUGCGGACCCAGAUGAUCAUUUCGUCGAGGGAGAGCCGUACAACAAGAACCAGUACGUUGCGUGGCACGGAGCCAGUGCCGUGUACCACACGAAUGUACCAUCAGUGCCGGUUCCCAAUGGCAAGAUCGAGUCAAAGAAACGCAAGGUAAAUGUCAACGACAUGAAUUGGAUGCUAGAACAUGCUCGGGAAGCCAGCACAUUCAAUGCCGGCAUCAAUGCCAUCAGAAAGCUCAACAAUGCCGGUGUGUACGACAUUCACACAAAUGUGAUGCAGUACCCAACAACAAUGCAGCCUACGCGGGCACGCAUUGAGCAAGUCGCCCCAGAGGACGAGCAGGCGACCGCAGACAGCGCCAUCUUCCCCCCCGUCCCUACGAAGAUGGCGCGCAACUUCUUCGUUGCAGACACAUACUUUGAGACAUCAUCGGCGGGCGUCAUUUCGGCGUCUGCAGUGGACGGUACCGCAGGUUCACCAGACUUCCUUGCUUCUUUCCAGGGAUUGAGUGCUGUAUCAGAUGAGAUCAAAGACCUAUUGCCCCCAGAGUGUCGUGUGGCUUUCGACGGCGCCGUGGCAAAGGAGACAUCAUAUCGGUCAAAAUGGGGCCCUGAGAGCGAGACAAUGUCGCGCCGUCAACCCAUUAUCGACAAGGCAAUCGUGCCCUACAGCAUGAGUUGACGGCAGCCCAUGCUGGUAAUGAAAUACGAUUCCUUCGAAACGUGAACAACACCAAAUGUGCAGAUGCGGAUGUAAUACUAUGGGUAUCAAGUGAUGCAUGUUUUUGACAUUCAAGGCGAGGCGAGAUAGGGGUUGGCACACCUUGCUGGGAACUAGGCAGCAGGAAGAGUGAAAUGGAAGCAAUAUGGGCGUUGGGUGUCAUGGAUAAACACUCGGAGUGGUUUUUGUUUCUACGGCUGCAUCGUCAGAUGGUGUCAAUUGGGCCUUGAGUCAAUGAUGUAUCAUCAGGUAGAAGGACAGGUACUUGUUCAUAGGCAGAGGCCUCUACCGAUUGACAAUUUGCAGAUACCAAUCAAACGAAUGACUUGGUAUGGCUUUGAUGCUCUGCGUGAAUCAUUGAUACGGACGGAUGCCCUCGGUUCCUCUGCAGUAUUUGCUUUCUCGACACACUACUGCGAGCACUGACUGCAGCUUGAGGAGCUUACCUUGCCUCGAAGGCUCGAUGAACACGUCUAUCUCCAGCCGCCGGCUACGCUCCUUUGAUCACACUUGGCUGUUGGCUGGACCGCCGGACUCGGCCUCUUUCUGCCUGCAGGUAGGUCAUAAUCCAUUGGCACGCGAAGAGCGGGCCAGAAAAUCAAGAGACAUUUUUUUUCUGGCCUUUCUCGCCCUCUCUGACCUCCGUGGUGGCCCCGUAUUGCGGGAAUCUAGCCUCUCGAAUUUUCUUUCUUUUUUUUGCAGGGCUCGUGAUAGGUACGAUCUCCUGCUUCACUAGGAGUUUAUUUAGCGACGAUGUGGGUUUCACUGUCGACCAUGUCAUCGUCUGGCCCCGCUCUGACUUCGUUUGAUCUUUUUUUCUCUCUUGUCCUUGACCUCGUUUGGGUUUUUGCGAGGCUUGGGUGGAUGCUGAUUAAGGUCCCCACGCGGAUCUGAUGGACGCUUGAUGAGGUGGGCUUGCAGGGCUCAACAGAGACGAGACGGCACCAUGGAAUGAGUGGCGAACUCCAACAACAGCGCAGAAGGCGAAUUGAAACGAGAGGCAACUUGUAAAGGAGAUUCAAGAAAAUAAAUACAGUACGCACAAUCAGGGUCUUGAUCGACAACCCUUCUAGCUUGACUUAAUGGACGCUUGUGACGCAUGUUCUGACCUGUUGAGCCGUUAUUAAUAAACAGGAGGACGGCUUAUUAACGAUGUUCAAGAGUGUAGUACGUGUUGACUGGCACCCUGGAAUAAUUCACCUUCAUAUAUGACGACACAUGGGUGCCAGUGCAGCAGUAUCAAUAUGUACGUAUAUGUAACCUGUGCCUGUGUCUGUUCUGUGUUAUUUUACCAAUGACGACGUCCUUGAGGCUUCUGUUGGUGUUGCUGAGUUCCUCUUGAGUACUGAAACUCGACCGGCAACAACAUAUUUUUAGCCAGCUUUUUCUCUUCCAGGUUGAUUUCCACGGCCAGAAUAUAACCAGGAUGCAAGGCAACUGGUCGUG